CUGACGAGUUUGAAGUUGAAGGGACAUAGCCCAAGUUGGAAAUGACUGACUGGCUUUCUGUAUGUUUCUGAAUCAUGAGUUUACUCCUAGAAUAAGAUUUUAUUGUACAGAGUCUGAAGCUUUCUUACAGGAAUUGAUAAUUGAACUUUGCUGGUAACACAUGAUUAGUAUGCUGAUCUUUGCAUGAAGUAAUAGGAACUCAGGAUAUUUACUCAUCCCUUCCAGGACCAGUUUGUCUUCAAGAGAUGGAGGAGUGCAUCUUUGGGAGUGGAGUCUAUGGGAUGCAAGUCUGGGCAGUGUGUAUGGAGGUCCUGGGCUGCCCAGACAACAAGAACCACCCUGCUCUUGACCCCACUGAUGUGGUAUAGAGGAAAGGAAAGCAAGACAAGACAUUUGGCAUCAGCUUGGCAGCAGGAGUUGCCGGAAGGAGGCAUACAAGAUGCCAUCCAACCGCCUUAGAAACUCCACUCUGGAUUUGUGUAGGAAGAGUUUAAUUAUGUGAUGUGUGAAAGAAGUACUUCCUUUUGUCUGACUUCACUACCACUGAAUGUGGUGAUGGCCAUUAGCUUGGAAGGCUUUAAAAGGAGAUUAGAUAGAUUUGCAGAGGAUAAAGCUAUCAAAGGCAGUAACUAAUCAUUAUUUAAAUAACUAGGUUAAUAGGCAUGGGAAUUUGUGUAUGAAAGUGAAGUUCGACAUCAUAAGAAUUCAGGGUUUGUGGUGAUUGUCUUUGCAUUCCAACUCUGAUAUUCACAUAGAGCCAGAAGGUGAAAGCUGAAGGAUAUGAUGGAUUGCAUGAAUUUCUUGAGAAGCUGUGUUACUGCAUCACCCACAGCCAUUUCCUCUGCAUUUACCAUGAACCUCUAUAUAAGAUGGUGCUCACUCACUCUUUGCAACUGCUAAUCCCCGAAUGAGAUCCACAAUGGCUCUCAAUAGUUCUACAGAGACUGGAUUGAACAACACAGGGAUGGACACUUUGUGGGUGCAGCACACUUUGCUUCCAAACCUGAUUCUUAGUGCUUGCUUCCUGACGGGCAUACCUGGGAAUAGCUUUGUGCUCUGGAUCAUCCUAACCAAGUUUCCCCGGAGAUCAUUCACCAUUGCACUUAUCCUGAACUUAGCCAUGGCUGACUUAAUGGCAUUGCUCACAGUGCCAUUUUGGAUUUAUGACUUUGCGACCAGCUGGAACUUGGGAGAGGCUUCUUGCAAGCUCCUUGUGUACUUUAACUAUUUAACUAUGUACGCCAGUAUCUUUUUAAUCACCCUGAUGAGCCUGCAUCGCUUUGCUGUGGUGGUUCUUCCAGUUGCUUCCAAAAGGUGGCAGAGACCACAUGUGGUAUACAUAACAUUAGUGGCAGUUUGGUUGUUAGCAGUUGCCUUUGCAUCUCCAACUCUGAUACUCACAUCGAGCCAGAAUGUGGAAGGAGAUUGCUCAGAUGACGUGUAUGGGGCCCAAUGGCAGCAGAUUGUGGAUAACGUGGUGGAGACUUUGUUCAGCUUUGUGAUCCCCUUUGCUGUGAUUGCCAUCUGCUAUUCCUGCGUGGCAAGGAAGGUUGGGACUCUGAAAUUCCAUCAGAAGAUGAAGACCAAGAAGCUGAUUAUUGCUGUCGUUGGGGGCUUCUUUGUGUGCUGGCUCCCUUACCACAUCUUCAGCCUCCUCACAGUCUGUGCACUGUUGCUGCAAAGCACCUUCCCAGGUGUGGCAAAAACUCUGGAUCAUGCCGACAAGGUUGUCUCAAACAUUCACUGGGCUGUAGCCUUUUUAAGCAGCACUGUCAACCCCAUCCUGUAUGCCUUUGCUGCACAGAGUUUCCGUGGGGAGCUACAGGGGACCAGUUUUGCCAAGUUAUUUUUCAAGCUGCAUGAAGACGCUGAUGAAACAUCUGCUAACACUACAACCACCAAGAGGUAGGGCAGAUUCAUAACAAAAACUUCUUGGUUUGAACUGAGUUUCAUCCAUGUAAGCACAUGAUCAUGGAUUUCAACAGCUCUGGGGGUAAUAGGAGUAGUAGCAGCAGGGAAAGAUUACCUCGGGGUCUUGUCUUGGACCUGUCAAGUUUCUAUGUCCAUAGCAACCACAUUUCUGGUUUGCUCACAACUAUCCCAUGUGGAAAACUCCGCCUGUCUACUGCAGCCCAUAAACUCUCCUGCCUGCCCCCAGUCUGUUACCUGCUUCUUAUUAAAGUCUGUAAAAUAUUCAUUUUGUCCCAGUCCCUUCCAGCCCUCCUCAGAACAUGCAUCUGUAAAGAGCAAUGUGCCUUAGCAGGCCUGAGGUGUCUUUCCUUUACUCCAUCCUGCUUGGCACUUGGGUACCGAGGGCAGAAGGUGAAUGCAGCAGCCCUUUUGUCAAUGCUAAACAGAAAAAUGGAAGCCUCUAGUUUCCAACGGUUCUGAUAUUCAUUUCCAGUGACAACGGUAUAUCUGAAGCUAAACUGCCUUGGCCCAAUAUACUUGAAGGAGUGUCUCCACUCCCAUCAUUCAGCCUGGACACUGAGGUCCAGCGCCGAGGGCCUUCUGGCGAUUCCCUCCCUGCAAGAAGUGAAGUGAGGUUACAGAGUACCAGGCAGAGGGCCUUCUCGGUAGUGGCACCUGCCCUGUGAAACGCCCUCCCAUCAGAUGUUAAGGAAACAAACAACUAUCUGACUUUUAGAAGACAUCUGAAGGCAGCCCUGUUUAGGGAAGUUUUUAAUAUUUGGUGUUUUAUUGUAUUUUUAAUAUUCUGUUGGGAGCCGCCCAGAGUGUCUGGGGAAACCCAGCCAGAUGGGUGGGGUAUAAAUAAAUUUAUUAUUAUUAUUAUUAUUAUUAUUAUUAUUAUUACCAGUGCUUUUUUCAGGGGAGACACACGCAGGGGUACGCAUACCCCUAAACAUUUUGUGAAUCUAAGUUUGGCCUCAUCGAAGGGCAGUAUUUCAAUAUGAGUAGGAAAAUGAGAGUACCCCUAAACAUUUUUUUAAAAUAAAAGCACUGAUUAUUAUUACUACUACUAAAAGAGCAGGUGGGUGGGGGAUGGAACCUGGUAUAAUAUAAUACUGCAUUUUAUAAGAUAUCUAAGAUAAUAUGAAUAUAAGAUAUUAAAAGCCCUUGUUUUGAUAUUAGCCUUACAGGUAUGACGUUGAUGUAUUAUUGGUUGAGAGUAGGACUUAUUAAACUAUCUGAUGUAGUCAUCCAGCAAUUCCUGCCCACCCAAUGUGCCAGGCAUCAGUACAUUUGAUCUCUGAAGUGUCCCACCCAACCUGGGCUGUGGUGGAGUUCAGCAUGGACUAGCAAUGGCUUAUGGAUGGCACCGGUCUGUGGACCACCACUUUGAGAUAGCACUGGUCUAAGAUGUUGCUGUUGUUAAUACCCCGCCCCUCAGCCUGGGUUGCCCCAGUCACUCUGGGUGGCUUCUUGCAGGCUUGCUUAUAAAUAGUCUAUUUAUUGUUCACUCAUUGUGAGGCUUUUAAAUGUUAUAAACCGCUUUCAAUAGGCUUCUCCAGAAAAGUGCCUUUAAAAUAUCGUGAAAUAAAAUAAAUGGACCCAGUCUCUGUUGUGUGGCAUUAUGUUUGCAGGUGGAACAUCCCAGCUGGGGAAACUCCUGUUGAAUGUAGGCAUGAAGUCACCCAAGAUGAAACAUGAAGCAGCAUUGCCUUGUGCAUGAACUCUCAUCAUUUGCAUACAGCAUAUAAAAUGAAGGUGGGAAUAACUAGUGCUUGUGGUUGCUUGGUAUUCAGUGAAGUAUACUCUGUGCAUGUUCAGAGGCAAACUUUUCUUUCUUAUAACUUCUCUUAAGCCUGGCAGUGCUACAUUCCUGGAAGAAGAAAACAGUAGUUGUCAUGAGGGGGCAACUGCCACCAAGCCCAUUUGGGGGAAUAACUUUUUGGCAGGAUUGUUUCUGAAGUUCCAGGCCAGAGUUUGAUAUUUAUUCUGCUGCCAGGUAUGUUCCAGAGGACAGGUGCUCUCAAAAGCAGGCUUUGUCAGCCAGAGACCAAGCUUUAAAUCAAUUUUUUGGUUAGCCACCUUGCACUAUAUAAUCCGCUCAGAACUUUUAAUUGAACAACAUCAUACUAAGAAUGCAUAAACAGAUGUUAACUCACUUUAAGGGAACAUAGGAGAUAAAAGUCAACGGUAAACUUAUUGAAAGCUAGACACAUUUUUCAAUAUAUUGAAAAAGAAUUAAAACAUAAGAAGAUGAUCCUCACUGGAUAUGAAGAAAUAACAUCAUUUGAAUCACAUUUCUUGAGACAGUUAUACCAUUUUCUUUUUUCUCUUUUGGGACUUGGGUUUGCUCCUUUUGCAUCCAUCCAGUGUAAAUAAAACUAUGUAUUGUGUAUGAUAAAAAAAAUCUUAUUAAAAAUACAACAGGUUAUUAAAUGACAUAACAUAAGAAACAUUUCUGGUUGAAAAAGUCUCCAAUAUGAAUAUGCGAUGUUUUCUAGAAAGAGAAUCCAAAGGCUUUAUUAGAAAUCAGUGUGCUUACAACAGACAUUCAAGGGACCGUAGCCUUUUUAAGCUGCUCUCUGAAGUGCUAUGUGGCACUUCCAUGGGGGACUACAAAAGGCCAAUUUUGCCAAGUUAUUUGUGGAUGAUAAAUCUGCUAAGGAUACUACUGGUGCAAUGUAGCAUUUGUAAUUCCAGAUUUAGGCACCAUAUGUGCAAUACAUUUGAAGUGGCAUUAUGCCAUUUUUUAAAAGUCAUGUCAUCCCCCAAAGAAUCCUGGGAACUGUGAUUUGUUAAAGCUGCUGAAAGUUGUUAGGAGAGCCCUAUUCUGCUCACAGAGCUACUGUUUCCACAGUGGUUGAACAAUACUUUUUCUUAGGGAACUCUGAGAAUUGUAGCUUUGUGACAGGAAUAGUGGGCCUCUUAACAAUCCUUAGCACCCACAUGGGAACUAUUUAAGGGUGCUGGGAGUUGUGAGGAGACCCUUAACAAACUACAGGUCCCCAAUUUUUUUGGGAGAGGCCAUGUGUGUAUAUGGGAGCUUUAAAUGGAUGGUGUGCACAUCAGCUCUAUUUUCUUCUUCACAGCCCUUCAGGAAUUUGAAGACAACUAUCAUGUCACCCUGUCAUCUUUUAUUCUCCAAUCUAAACACACUUAUCUCCUUCAAACAUUUCUUACAGGAUUUGGUUUCCAGAGCCCUCACCAUACUGGUCAUAUACCAGUGGUGAAAGGAGAAAGGGGUCGACCAAGGAUGGGGCUUUCAUUUUGCUGCAUUCUAUUGUUUUUGGAGUGGCAUUGCUCUGUGACGUUCACAUGGUACACAUGGAACAUGGCAGGCAAUUGUGGUUAGCUGGGGUUAAGGGAAAUGCACUCUGUAGAUGCUCAGAGGCAAACCUUUAUUUCUUAUUAUUGUUCAUGAAUCUGGUAGUGGUAAAUCCCUGAAGAGCAGGUGUUGUGAGCAGGUAGCUGAUGAAACCCUUUGCUUGAAAAAGGCCCCAUGAGAAAGUGUGUUUUUGAAAAAAGAAAUGUGAGUUUAUGUUUUAUACCUGUUAAGGGAGGGGAAAGAACAUCACUUCCUGUUGUAGUUUUGAAAAUGUGUGGCUUGUGGUGGGGGAAAGAACUUCUGUUUUUCCCUGCAGGGACAGCAGAAAUGAUUUCUAGAUGCGUACUCAACAGAUUUUGAAAUGAAUUGUUUUGCAUCCACACUUACCCCACCAUGCAACAAGCCCUUACACCAGGGUUGGGUUGGGUAACCAUGUGUACUACCUUACAGAGAACAAUCUUCUAUUUGAAGAAAGACUCUAUCUCUAUCCUUGCAGGGGACUAGAGAUGGGUGAAUCUGUUAAUUUUGGUUUUCCACAGUUUUGCAUUCCAGUCUUAAGUUCAGCUGUCCGGAUUUCCAUAUCAGUUUUGCAAUUUAAAAAGAUAAAAAAGGUUCUCAUGAAAAUUCACCAGCAUUUUAGUGUGAAUUUCUCUUGCAUGAAGUUUUGCCAAAUACACACAUUUUUGCAAAGCAAUUUCCGCUAAUAUAUUGCACUUUGGUAUGUUAUUUUCACCAGCAUAUGUAUUUAUUUAUGCACACUUUACCUCAGUAUAUGCAUUUUUGACACAUUACUUGGCUGGAGAAAUGCAGUGCAAGUGCUAAUUUUGAUGAAUGGUUGUGUUUUGGUUCCCAUAUUCAUAGCGAAGGGGUGAAUUAGGUAGAUUCACCUUUAAAUGUGAACUGAUUCAAAUCCCCCUCCCCCCGCAAUUCCCACAGCGAACCUAACAUGCAAAGAGAUGGCAGCUUAUCUCUUCCCUUCCUGAUUGGCCAGGAGUUUAGGGCCCAAGAUAUGCUGGAGUGGUUGGUUCCCAUUGCACUGGGAAGAAAAAAAAGGAUAAGCCUGUCUUCCCUAAGUGCCGUGUGCCCCAUAAGGGCUACAUGCCUUUAAUUUAGAAAAGAAAAACUGAAUGCUAUUUAUCUAGAAAACAUUAUCUAGCAAGCAUAUUCGAUUCUUAAGUAUUAAUUGAUAAAUAUGUUGUUCUUGUGCUCCAUGAUUGUGCCCCAUGAUUUGCAUAGUUCUAGGAUAAUAGCACAUUACCCUGUCUGCAUAAUUUGUAAUGACAAUGCAAUAAGCAGUGCUCUUUUGGGAGUACAGGCUGGAACUGGCUUUGGUGCCAUUUGGCAAUCAUAUUCAUCUUUUCUAAACGCUACAAGAUACGGGCUUCAGUGUACUAGUUGGUCUGCACAAGUGUUGCACUCAUAUACUGUGUAGAAUUCAUAAGCAGGUUUGGGCGUGGAUGUGCAUAUAUUAACACCCAAAACCACACAACCCACAGAAAACUAGUGCAACUGGUGCGUAAUAGACAACCAUUCCUGUGUAUAAUCUUGCAUAGAAUAUAGAGCAGGUGUGGAGAGCCUUUGGCCCUGCAGAUGCUGCUGAACUCCCAACUGUCAUAGCAAACAUGGCCAAUGGCUAGGGAUGAUGGAAAUUGUAGUUCAGCAACAUCUGGAGAGCCAAAGGUUCCUCACACAUGAUAAGGAGACUGCAUGUGGUUGUGCCUGGCUGUGAAUCUGGGAGAGAGCACACAAAACUGACUAAAUUUAGCCCUGCCCCUGCUCCCACUGCCCCGCCUCCACAAAAUGGCACCAUGUGUUUUGGAUCACUGGAAUGUAAAAAAAACAACAACAACAUCAACAGGCUCAAUCCCCACUAAAGUUCCAUCUUGCCAGAGGUCACCAGCUACCAUCCUGGCAAAGUCAGCAAUGCAGCUGUAGAGAUGAGCAGUCUAGCAGCAUCUGUGGAUGUAUCAGGCACAUUUGGACUUCCCAAGGCAGAAGGGUGGCUCCGGAGCUGGAACAAAAAUGUUGCUAAAAACUGGGCGAUAGUUCUCAGGCAGUACUUGAGGAUUCUGCACCAUGAUCUCCAGCACGUUGUUGUGGAUUUCUUUAGAGAUGUCGCCACGCAAGUGGAGGAGCAUGGAAAUGUGGUCUUCGCUGGUGAAACAACAGGCACAAAACGUGUUACCUCUCCCCUGGCCUCCUGCUGCCAACCAGGACUGGCCCUACCUUUAGAAAGAGUGAGGCAGCCCCUCCACAAGCAGAUGGAGUGGAGAGUUGGAGAACAGAGCUGUAUGUUCUCCAAUGUGGCCUACCCUCCAAUCCCUUAGCUAGGCUGCUGUUCUCAGGUACACUGGAGGAAAGGUACCUGAUGCCAGUGCUGAAGGAAGAUUGCUUUGGUGGAAAUGGCCUUGUGGGCCAACGUGAACCCCCUGGCAGGCCAAGAUUAGCCUGCAGGUUGGAGAUAUAUUACCCUUGCAUCAUUGCUGGGGCGACUGCCAGAAAAUGUUUUUGGCCUUGAAUUUGGAGAACGGAAGGGAUGCCUAAGGCCUCAGAUCCAAGACCUGGCAUCUCCAAGCAAAAGAAUUCCAGCUCUCACAGUGCUGGAAAAGAACAAUUAUACUCUCUGUGUUGUAUUUCCCGUGCUUCCUGUUUAGGGGCAAAAUGCAAAUCCAGUGCUGGGGGAAGCAGUGCUGGAAGAGGGGAAAGUGUAUUUGCUUUGAGUGCCCUACCUGAUAUCAGGAUAUUUUGUCACGAAUCCCAGUACUUCCAGGCUCAGCAUGGAGGGGUCCUUGAGACUGACGAGCUCCUGCAGGUCAGCAAUCACUCUGAGAGUCUGUUCAUUCUCCUCCAGGCCCUGGGAAAGGAAGCAGGAGACAAACUAUAUCAUACCACGAGGACAGAACGGAUGGACCGAUGUGGAGGCUGCAAGAUGAGUUAUGAUUGUCGAGUGACUAUUACUACUGUUAGCAGUUGCAGUUAUACUGCAUGUGGGUUUUGCAUUUUUAUACAUUGAUUUUUGUUGAGAUGGGU
Podarcis lilfordi (Lilford's wall lizard) is the source of this 8266-nucleotide messenger RNA. Lineage: Eukaryota; Metazoa; Chordata; Lepidosauria; Squamata; Lacertidae. The record is from the annotation of a GenBank genome assembly.